This is a messenger RNA of Planococcus citri (citrus mealybug), 5145 nucleotides long. RefSeq names its product Cdk5 activator-like protein (gene Cdk5alpha). Gene Ontology annotation, cellular component: protein kinase 5 complex; growth cone; cytoplasm. Gene Ontology annotation, molecular function: protein kinase binding; cyclin-dependent protein serine/threonine kinase activator activity. The record is from RefSeq and is a predicted model, not a curated record. The coding region runs from base 1020 to 2432 and encodes 470 amino acids. Lineage: Eukaryota; Metazoa; Arthropoda; Insecta; Hemiptera; Pseudococcidae. The transcript is spliced from 3 exons. Gene Ontology annotation, biological process: axon guidance.
AGCAGAGUGGAACUUUCGUGGGGUUGAUUCUUCUUGCGUUCGAUUUGAACAUUCCACCAUCAUGGGGUAUCGCCAACGUUUCGCACCAACUGCGAAUACUCUUUCGUACUACUCGUAUAUCGAGUUUAUUUUUUAUUUUUCUAUUUAAAAAGUUUUUUUCGCCUUCGCCUUCGUGUAUUUCUUUCUUCAUUCUUCUUCUUGUUUUUUCUUCUUUUUUUUUUCGCUCAAAACGUGUCAUUUCGGUAGAUUAUUAUUAUUCGAUUGUGCGAUAUAUUCGAGGUUGUUUUUCUCGCUACGGUUCCAUUUCACGAGUAUUUAUAUAAGCCUGUGCUUGUGUGAGUGUGUGCUUUUUAUAAGCAAAUUUUCCAAGUCCAAGCUCGAAAUAUCGUGAUUUCACGUACGGUUUCAAGACCAGAUUUCGUUGGCUUUUUUGCAUACGUACCUGGUUACCAGAUAGUGACUUUUUUUUUUCGUUUCGUGCCGACCUAAAAUUAGAUAUCAGGUUACACAGCCGAGUUCUUUGAUUAGGUACCUGUCGUUUUCGGAUCGAUUUUCAGUGCAUCAGCCUUUAUAGUUCGAUAUCACUCGAGGAGUAUUUUCAUAGAUUGUGAACCUGUGCCCGAAAGAGUCAAACCAUGCGAAGAAAGUAGACAGCUUGCUGAAGCGGUAUUCGUACCAGCCACUCUGGAGUAGGCAAUCCAGCGCCCUCCGCGUAACGCGUUUAUUCGAUGAAAAAGAAAAGGAAACGCUGCACGCCGAUGAAUCAUUGUAAAUAGAUCGUUUGCUGAGAUACCUACUCGUACUCUUACGCAGAUCCCCUCGCUCGAGAUGCAUUUUACCUCCACGAUUUGGUGCAAUUGUCGCGAUACGAUGGCGAUGAAACGUUUGAAAACUGUCGACAACGAAUCCGCUAGCGUCAUCAUGUAGUCGUCGUCGUCGUCGUUGAUUCACGCACAGUCGAAGGCAAAAUAAACGAGAGAAGCGCGUUUCGCGUUUAAUUAAGCUCGAUUUUCAAGAAUAUGGGCACAGUGCUGAGUUUGAGUCCGCGAGAUCGAAGACCCAGUUACGGAACAACCAUCUCCGGUACGGGGGCUUCGAAUACGACUACGUCUGCGACGGUGGCCGGCACCGGUUCGUCUAUAAACCCGAUCAGCUCGGGCGAAUACACGUUGAAUAAUUUGAAUUACGAUAUAUUGAAAACCGUGCGAAAUCGCGAUAUAAUAAACGUCAACAAGAUGGUGGUUAGUAAUACGAUUUCGAUGCCUCCGGCGUCCAAUAUAAACACGAUAAACGAAUUCAAUAACGAGAACAUCAUAGCCGAAAAGAACAGCAUCGAGAAAACCAUGAAGAAACAUUCGACGUUGAUCAACGCGUUGAACUGGAAACGCUUCUCGUCUUCCAAUAAGAAAAAAAUCGAACAAAAGAAUAAAAAUUUAUCUGUGUUUCGGCAGCCGCUCGCCGAUUACAAUCCUUUAGCCAUGGAUAAGAAUAAAAACGGCAUGCGGAAGCAUUCGGCGUUCGCAGCGUACUAUCCUUCGCUGGCGACCGUCAAGAAUGCCAACAUCCAGUCACUAGCCAACACGUUGGGCGGAUUGGAUAUCGUGAGAGGCGGCGAAAACCUCGAUAAAAAUAUCAUCAAUAAUAACGUGAAUAUCAAUCAGCAGCAACAGCAGCAGCAGCAACAACAACAUCAUCAUCAUCACCACCAUCAUCACCAUCACCAUCAUCAUCAAUCUAAUAUCAAUAACAAUAAUAAUAAAAUCAAUUUAGACAGUAACGAUAAUGUGAAAACGUGCACGAAAAAUGGCGUCAUUGUGACAAAUGUAGCCAACGCCAAUGCUACUACAAUCGUCCAUACUUCGGCCAAGACGCCGUCUUCGGUUAAGCCUCAAGAUACGAAUGGGGCUGCUGCUCAAAUAUACGUGCCGAAGAAAACCGUCAUCCAAGCAUCUACUUCCGAAUUGCUCAAAUGCUUGGGUAUUUAUCUGCAGAGGAAGUGCUAUCGAUUGAAGAACUUUCAGCCGGGAGAUGCGGUCAUGUGGUUGAGAACGGUUGAUAGAAGUCUUCUAAUUCAAGGAUGGCAGGAUGUUCCAUUCGUUAAUCCAGCCAACGUAGUGUUCGUUUACAUGUUAGUACGCGAUCUCGUCAAAGGCGAAGAUAUGAACACGGAAUUAGAAUUGCAAAUAAUGGUUUUAACGUGUUUAUAUAUGUCUUAUUCGUACAUGGGUAACGAAAUAUCCUACCCUUUGAAACCUUUCCUCAUCGAAGAGAGUCGAGAACAAUUUUGGGAUCGUUGUUUGUUAAUAGUGAACAAAAUGUCCGCUCCUAUGUUAAGGAUAAACUCCGAGCCUGCUUAUUUUGCCCACAUAUUUACCGAGUUGAAAUCUUUCGGCAUGUCCAAUAUAAAUCUUGUACAACAGGAAACAACGUAAGCUAAACUGAAUCUAAACGUAACUAAGUAUACUUUUACCUACUCACCUAUUUUUGUUAUCUAUUUGUUGUUCGUUUUUUUUUCCUAUCGAUGUCUUUUAUGGCAGGCAAGUACUUAGGUAUCCAGGUGCAUUAUGCAUUAAGUUAAACAUAUGUAGAUGUAGAUCGAUGUUUUCGUAUUAAAUAGGUAGGUACUUCUACUUAUGAUUUGGAAUUUUAAGAAUUUCGUUCGAAUUUUGAAAUAUGUCGACUUACAAGGUUUGUUUUUCGUGAAUCAUUAAGGACUUCGAAUUCCUUCCUAGAUAUAUCAAAAGUACCUACCUAGCAUACCUAAUUACUUACCUCGUUUCAAGAUGAUUAAAUUUUACUUUUCAACAUACCUUUAACGAAGUGUAAGGACAUUUUUCUAUCGAUUUUUCUUUCGAGCCUCGAUGCUACUUUUACUUCUACCCACCUUUCAAAUAACGUCUAAAUUUUUUUCCCAUAAGGUACCCAUUUACCUAUUUACAUACACAGUUUUUAUUAUCAUCCUCAGAUACAUGAAAUAAAUCUCUAUUAAUAUACGAUAGAAUAAGCCGGAUAUAAGAAAUCUUCAUCGUUGUACUAUCUACUUUGCAGUUGACAGAUUACAUAAUCAAAUUUACAAACAAGUUGAAUACCUAUUUGAUUUACCAAAUUUUCUCAUUAACAAACCAUAGGCAGUUACGAAAUUUUUUCUUUCUUUUUAUAGUUUUGAAUUUGAUCGAUUGAAAAAUACCUUUCUUCGCUGUAAUUUAUUUUUCUAUAACAAUCAAUUCAAUCGUCUUGAAUAUUUUUAGAAUUAUGUACGUAUUUAAGCUGUUGAAGUAUUUGUCGUCUAUGUUAUCGUUCUUUCUUUUUUGAAUUUUAAAACUUCAAAUAAGAAUAAUUUUGUGUUAUGUUAUGUGUAAUUAUUUAUUUAUAAGUAGUUUUUUUUUUUUUUUUUUUUUUUUUUUAAAUCAGCGUUUAUGCCAAAGUUUUUGAAAUGGAAGGCCCGGCGACGUGCAAUAUUACUUUUAAGAUUACUUAAAUUAAGUUAUAUUUAAGUUUACCUUUACAUUAAGUUGAAAAAAAAAAUGAAGAUGAGUGCCAAUCUAGUCAUUUACCCAUCUAAGUCUCGUUAUUAUUAACAAUUGUUAUUUUAAGAAUUCGUUUGUAAGUUCUCCGUUUGUAAGUUCUCAUAUAUACUAGACGAAGAAAAUGAUCUAGUAUCUUACCUAGUUAAUGAUGUUAUUGAUGUUGAUGUGUUUAUUAAUAUUUUUUUGACGUACUUACUUAUUUAUUUAUAUGUAGAUGAAAUACCUUGUCAAUCUACUGUUGAGCCAACCACUUCUAUCGUUGGUUUGAUUGUGGAUUGAUAUUGAAAUGCGCAAAUAUGAAAGCUAAAUUAUGUAUCCAUUCGAACAGAAUGGGUUCUAGCAGAGUGUAUGUAAUUCAUUGCCUACUCCUUUUAUCAAUUUUCCUCAUACUUUUCUUUUCUAUCCUAUACUAUUGCUCUUUUUUCUUUCUUCCUAAUUUGUAUUUGUUGUUUUUUUGUUUACUUACCUUAUACCUACCUACGCGAACGUGUAUAUUUUUAUGAAUAAUUUGAUGUGUAUGCUCGCACAAGUAGAAAAAUAUCUACAACUCACGUUUUCUUGCACGCACCAGAACAUUUUCGAUACGAUUUGUCGAAUGAAUUACACAUUUUGAACAUUCUGAUUAUCAGAACGUCUAUCAAAAUUGUCAAGUUAGCGUCAAAAGAAUAAUUAUGAGCAAAAAUGUAGGUAUUUAACCAUGUACUUGUAGGUAAUCAAUUUAUCUACUUUCAGAAAAUGUAAAUUGUUGUUUUUUGGUUAUCUGAAAAUGUAGGUACUGUUCUUGUUUGAUUUUUGUUUGUUUACUUUUUUUCAUCAUUAUUUAUUUUUUGUUCGUUUUUUUUUGUUUUUGUUUUCUGUUUAUUUUAAUUGUAAUUGAUAUGUGUACCUAAUGAGUAAUGAUCAUGCCAAACCUGUACUUCGAACAAAAAUUUACCAAAUGAUUUUUGAAUUUAGGAUUACUUAUCGUGAAAUUUCAUUUUAAAUUUUAAACGUAACAUUACGAAUAAUUUGUCUGAAACGUUCGUACUUGUCGCUUGUACGUAAUGUACAAUCUCCUUGCCCGAAGAUGUUAAUGAAUUUGCAUAACUUUCGCCGUAAAUCCUGUAACACGAAAUAUCAUCUUGGGCUGCAAGGCAGUGAAACGUGCAACUUUAUUAACCUAUUCGUAUUCGAGUAAUAAUUGAACGCAUUCCCAGAAAAGAGAUGUACUUACCUAAUUUGAUUUUAUAGUACUUAUUAUCGCUUGAAAUUAUACGAGUUAAAUGUGAUAUACCAUUAUGAGUUUUUGAAUAAAAACAAAAGGAUAAAUUUCAGCUCAAAAUUGUUGUUUUGUAAUUUUACGAAUACCUAUCUUACUUUUUCUACGUUUGUGUUUGUUGAUUCAUCGUUACCAUCAUUAUUUUUUGGCUCACAGGGACUCGAGUCUGAGAUUAUUUCGAAGUUUUUUUUUCAUCAUACACAAAACAAACUCCCGCAUAUUUACAUUAUCGUAACUACUAAAAUGAAAAAACUAAACAAAAAACUCGGUAUUUCAUCACUCAGUUAUUUAUUUUGCAAAUCAGUCGAGUAGUUAUGUAUAUAACCAUGUACUUAUGUAAAUAAAAUUUUUGAUCUUUUA